AUGGCUCACUCAAACCCCGCUCAAAUGGACGGCGAUGGCCUCCCUCCUGGCACUACUAGGCUUAUCGACGUCGACGGCUCCGUCAUCAGCAAACAUGCCUCCGGGUCCGAUGAAGCGGACAUUGUUCUCAUUCCUCGCCCAUCAGAAGACCCAGAGGAUCCGUUGAACUGGACAAAGAAGCGAAAAUGGCUUGCGACAUCGUGCGUCUUGGUCUACACCGUCAUGAUCGCGAUCCCGAGUAGUGCCGUCUACUCCGUCGUCACCCCCAUCAGAAAAGCAACAGGCUUGUCACUGUCCGACAUCAACAACGGCACAGGAAUCAUGUUCUUGUUCUAUGGCUGGGGAUGUCUGAUCUGGCAACCAUUUGCCCUUCAAUAUGGCAAACGACCAGCAUACCUUGCGUCACUCAUUGCCAACAUAGUAAUCCUUGCUACUGCCCCCAUGUGCACUACGAAGCACACAUAUCUGGCUAAUCGAAUCCUACUGGGAUUAUUUGGUGCUCCAGUCGAGUCGCUUUGCGAAAUCUCCAUCACGGAUAUCUGGUUCGCGCACCAGCGCCCGAAAUAUCUUGCACUCUACGGUUGGGGUCUUUCAAUGACGGGCAAACUUGCUCCGAUGCUGUCAGGCUUCAUCAACGUGGGCAUGGGCUGGAAGUGGACUCUGUGGUGGUGUUCAAUCUUUAACGGCAUUGCUUUGGUCUACUGCUUCCUCUUUAUGGAAGAGACCAAUUACGACCGACCGGCGAGACCAGCCGAAGAUAGCACGACGUCAGGUCCUGGCAAUGGAAUUCAAGAGCAACGCAAUGGAGGCGAUUCGGACGAGAAGAAGUCGGACAAGGCUGGAGACCAGAACAUGAUAAACGCCAAGCCUGUUGAUACCGAAACCGGACAGAUGUUCUAUCCCCGCAAGACUUACAUCCAGAAGCUCGGUAUCAAAGACAAGCCUAGACCCAACCGCAUGUUGGAUAUUGCGCUAGGUGGACUCAGGGGCUUUACGUACCCUUCGGUUGUUUAUGCCGGUCUUAUGUACGGCGCCAACAAUUUGGUGUGGUCCGGUGUGCAGAAUGCCACAGCUGGCACUGUCUACACUACCAUGUAUGGCUUCUCUACGGCCGGUGUAGCUGCUGCGUACGCCGGUGGCUUACUUGGUACUGUGGUUGGAGGCUAUUACUGCGGCAAGGUGGGCCGCCUGCUCACGAUACGACUUGCCCGACGCAACAACGGAAUAUCCGAAUCGGAGCACUCGCUCUGGCUCUUCUCCGCAUCAAUGUUCCUAGUCCCCUUCAGCAUGCUCUUGUACGGCCUGGGUGUGACCUACCACAUUCACUGGAUAGGCCUUGUUAUAUCCCAGUUUACCCUCGCCAUCAACAACGCCCUCGCUGUUGCAGGAUCCCUUGGCUAUGCCAUCGCAUCGUAUCCUCAACUUAGCGGCGACAUGAUCACCACGUGCGUCAUCAUCCGUAACACCAUGUCCUUUGCCAUCAAUUAUGGAAUAACUCCCUGGUUGAAUCACAUGGGUUAUCGGGACACCUACAUCAUCGUUGCUGUCAUUGGAUUUGUCUGGAACGCCAGUAUCUUCGUUAUGACCAAGUAUGGCAGGACAAUCAGAGAGAAGAGCGCAGAGAGGUAUUGGCGUCAUGUUGCCAAGGCGCAUGCAAAAGGCUUGAGUCAUUGA
Messenger RNA from Colletotrichum orchidophilum, 1674 nucleotides. Its product is annotated as major facilitator superfamily transporter. Gene Ontology annotation, molecular function: transmembrane transporter activity. The transcript is spliced from 7 exons. Bases 1 to 1674 code for a protein of 557 amino acids. NCBI's taxonomy places the organism in Eukaryota, Fungi, Ascomycota, Sordariomycetes, Glomerellales, Glomerellaceae. The record is from RefSeq and is a predicted model, not a curated record. Gene Ontology annotation, biological process: transmembrane transport.